This is a messenger RNA of Physella acuta, 615 nucleotides long. RefSeq lists its product as uncharacterized. NCBI's taxonomy places the organism in Eukaryota, Metazoa, Mollusca, Gastropoda, Physidae. The record is from RefSeq and is a predicted model, not a curated record.
AAUAGAUCAGAACUGAGACCCAAGGAACAGCGAUCAGAACUGAUACAUUCAUAGAUCAAGAUAAAAAUGAGAUUUCUACUUGCCGUGAUGUUGGCUCUCCUGGUGAGUGGUGCGAUGCCAGGCGGGGCUUCCGAUACAGACGGGAAUGAGGGGGUUGUCAGGGGCGUUCGACAAGCUACUGACCAAGAUACUGACCAAGGCACCAACAAGACUACCGAGAUCUUGACCAAGCUGGAAGAAGCUGUGAAUGGAAAGAUUAGUGCAGCUCUGGACCAAGUCAAUAAGUUUUUCCUUCAACCUAACCGCGAGGAGACGGGUGAUAAACAGAAACGGAACUGGUUAAAGAAGGCUUGGCGACGGAUUCGGCCAGUCGUUACAGCUGUGGGCGUGGCGACUAUUUUAGGACGUGACGUCACGAAUGCCGAUGCUGAAGUGACCCCUAGCCCUGACUCCACAUUUCCAACAGCUCAAGACAUCGCUCUAACCAAACAGGCCCUCAACAUACUGUGGACGGCAGUGACGGCUAUGGAGACAACGGUCAACCAGUCAGCCAAUCAAAAGUCUUAGAUGGAUACUAUGAUGGAACAAAUAAACUAUUAAAUAAAAUCUAUUCAA